AUGUUGUCUCUGAACAAAAUUGCAAAAUGUCUCUUGUCAAAUUCAAGAACCUUCCAGACGUCUGCAGUCCUCAAACAUGACACAAUGUUCAAUCAUAGGGAUACAAAGGAGGAUAAUCUGGAUAUCAAAUUUGAGUUCAGCGAUGAAAACAAAAAAAGAAUUGAUGCCAUAUUAGCAAUAUACCCAGAAGGUCAUAAGCGAGCAGCUAUGAUACCACUGUUGGAUUUAGCUCAAAGACAACAUGGUUGGUUACCUAUAUCAGCUAUGCACAAGGUCGCUGAUGUAUUAGACUUACCUAAAAUGAGGGUGUAUGAAGUCGCCACUUUUUACACAAUGUUUAUGCGAAAACCGACUGGCAAGUAUCACUUGCAGGUAUGCACAACAACUCCUUGCUGGUUGCGAGGAUCAGAUGACGUCAUGUCAUGUUUAAAGAAAAAAUUAGAUAUUGGUGUAGGAGAAACUAGCAAGGAUGGCCAAUGGACAUUGUCUGAAGUAGAAUGUUUGGGUGCAUGCGUCAAUGCUCCAAUGAUGCAAGUCAACGAUGAUUAUUUUGAAGAUUUGACUACAAAGGAUGUUGAAUCUAUAAUUGAUGACUUGAAGAAUGGUAAAACUCCUACUCCAGGACCCAGAUCUAGUCGGUAUGCAUCAGAGCCAAUGGAUGGAUUAACAUCAUUGAAAGAAGAACCCUAUGGUCCUGGAUUUAAAGUACGACCAGAUUUAUAA
Messenger RNA from Macrosiphum euphorbiae (potato aphid), 723 nucleotides. NCBI's taxonomy places the organism in Eukaryota, Metazoa, Arthropoda, Insecta, Hemiptera, Aphididae. The record is from the annotation of a GenBank genome assembly.